ACCACGACAACGACGACGACAACGACGACGACGACGGCUUUGAAGCAGCACAUCACAUCGUUUUUGAGGGGAAAAAAAGAUCAGAUUCUUCAGUCGUGAGCGCAGCUGACUAGAGACCUGGUCCGGCAAAUGGUUGCUUCUAUAAAGGGGAAUUAUUGUUAUUUGCUUUGAUCUCAUUGAUCGCAGUGAUUCGAACGUGGGAAAAAAGCCGUGACGAGAGCAUUUUUGACGAAGAUCUACUACCUCCUUCAUCGUCUCUGCUGCUAGAAUCUCUUAGAACAUCCAUCGAGUGUGUAUGCACGGGUUCCCAGAGCUAAUAUAGUGUGACUUACUUCGUCAGUAGCAGUGGUGUUGGUGGUGUUGUUGAUGUUGUUGAUGUUGUUAUUAUUGUCCGUUGGUUGGUUGGUUUUUGGUGAAGUGUUGUCAAAGCCAUUGAAGAAUUCCAUGUGACAGAAUGGUUGGAAACUGUGCCACCAUCCAUCCCAUUAUGGAGUUGUUCACUCGUGGUAAUUGUCCGGGAAAAGAACUCAUGGAUUAGGCAUCAAAUCAAUCGGAGGCAUUGAUCCAAAAUUCCAUCACAUCGCCAAGCUGUUCUCUCAAGGGCAUUUUGGGUAACGCCAUGGAGUGUCUGUCAUGCUUGCAUCAGGUAAAAAGCUUCCAUGUCAAAAUUCUGCUCCUCGACAAGCAGGAACUCAUCCAAGAGGUGACGGGCAAAAGUAGUGGUCAAGACCUCUUGGAUGUCAUCUUCAAGCACCUCAAUCUCUUGGAGACGGCCUACUUUGGACUUCGGUAUCAAGACACCACUAAUCAAACACAUUGGUUGGAUCCUAGUCGGAAGGUUGGGGAUCAACUUCGUGGAAUCUCACCCAUUACUCUUUACUUGGGAGUAAAGUUUUAUGCGGCCGAUCCAUGUCGUUUGGUGGAGGAGAUCACCCGAUACCAGUUCUUUCUUCAAGUCAAAUCGGAUGUCCUUCAAGGUCGACUUCCGGUGUCCCAAGAUCUGGCCAUUGAGUUGGCCUCAUACGCCCUUCAAUCUGAGCUGGGUGAUUAUGAUUCCUCUCGCCAUUCUCCUGGGUACGUGUCCGAAUUCCGGUUCGUUUCCUCGCAAACUGAGGAAAUGGAGGACGAUAUUGAGCAGACUCAUCGGAAACUCCAGGGUAUGCUGCCUUCGGAGGCAGAAAUGGCCUAUUUAGAGAAGGUCAAAUGGUUGGACAUGUAUGGCGUGGACUUACAUCCUGUGGUGGGUGAAGAUAACAUCGAAUACUACCUGGGUCUGACUCCGAGUGGAAUCAUAGUUCUCAGAAAUCGUGGGAAAGUUGGGAAUUACUUUUGGCCGAGGAUUGCCAAAAUAUACUUCAAAGGCCGCUUCUUUAUGCUUCGAGUUAGAGAUAAACACAAUGAUGAGAGCACGUAUGGUUUUGAAACUCCUUCUCGGCAAGCUUGCAAGCAUCUUUGGAAGUGUUGUGUGGAACAUCAUGCCUUCUUUCGUUUGGUCCAGGUAUCCCCCUCAUUUGGAGGCACUGGUGUCUUCUCACUGGGCUCUAGGUUCCGUUUCUCUGGCUCCACAGAAAAACAAGCCCUUUCGCAAGUACAAAGCAUUCGACGCCCGCCACCCAACUUUUCUCGCCGUCCCAGCACCCGCUACUCUCGACGUAAUGGGCAGCCAAGUAUGCCACGAGAUCAACCUGAUGGCCAAGCCGACGACCAUCCCAAUUCUUAUGAAGAUGGGUCUGCCAAACACAUUCUCAAUGGAUCGCUUCACCGAAACGUGGUCGGCAAGAGGUCUAACGGAAUAUUGCCCCAUCGAUCCACUUCAUCAUUGCCUAGGAAUGUUUCGCUCCGAAACCGAGCCAUAGGUUCAACAGGGAGACCGGACCUCGUGGAUCAAGCUGGACCCGAGGAGAGCCUACAAGAUCUCUCUCUCCAAUCGCUACAAUGGUUGGAGAGUCGAGGAUUGUAUGGAACGCACCGAACGAGAGGAAAUCGCCGUGGUUCAACGUCAGAAAUUGGAACAAACAAUUUAGUCAACACUCACGUCAGCCAUCGUGUACCAUCGAGGAAAUCUAUGGGUAAUGCCUCGGACAAUGAAAGCGAGGCCAGUGGAGUCUCACUGACUUCGGGUCUUCAUCCUCACCAAAGACGACGACACGAAUCCGGAUCAGAGUCCGAGAAAACCAGUCGACGCACACAUCGCAGUCGACGGAAAAGGCAAGGCAGUUAUAAAUUGGUGGAAUCUGAUGAGCAAUGGCAAGCCAUUCAGCAGCAACGGUCCUCUAACCAUCGCGGUCGGUCGAGUUCCAGAGCAUCCGGUAUUGGUAUUCAGGAGGCUGGUGUUCGUAAAUCGGGAUAUAUGAAUAGCGGGGCUGAAACUGAAUCCGAAAUGACCGCCGUGUCCUCGUCCAUGCGUCGAACGAGACGUCGUCAAAGAUCCCGGUCCAGAUCACCGGCCUCCGAGGCCAGACAUCGUCUGCCCGCAGAAGUGCUUCAACACGUGGAAUUUGGACUGGUGGAACCUAAUUCUGAUUCUGUCAAAGGGGAGAUUCCCUUCACCAACGUGGAAACUGCCAGACCAGUUAAGCUUAGAGGCUAUGGGAGUCCAACCACUCCGUCUGGUUCUCAAACCCCGGUAACUGGUGAACGGAGAAGUCGGCACAACUCCGGUGGAACCACGCAGUCCCGAACCAGAAUCCAUGUUCCAGCCGGUUCAAUGUCAGAGGUGUCGUUUCCUAACUCAAUGUCCAGUCAAAUGUUUCGUCCAAAUAUGAACAAGAGUUAUACGGACUCCUUUGAGCACCCACCCCAAUCCUCGUACCCACCUUUAGGACUUCCUAUGCCCACUGCUAUGAUGGGCAAGCCUACUGCCGUUGCCAUAUCCAACCCUGCCCAAGCCUCGACGUUCCACUCAUUUAGCCAAGGGCCUCCCAGUGGAACUUCCGGUGUAAUUUCCGGUGCCCACUUCAACAACUCGUCUUCGUCUUCCUCGAGUGCCAUGAUGAUAAAGUCUUCAGCUGCCGUGACCACGACUGCUGCUCUCGCAUCCUCCCACCAAGUGGGAUUGCCAGGAAUAUCCGUUCCAUCAUCAUAUCAUAGUGUGCCUUCUUCUAUUUCCGGAUUACCAUCUCAAACCAACGGAUGGUACGAUAGCAUGAGCACUGGGAGCAACAGCUUUGUGAUGGCACAAUCCCUCAUCAAUCAGCACCACAACCAUACCUCUUAUCCACAUUCAGUGCAACAAGGGCUUGGCAGUUACGACUAUCAAAAUGAUAUCAAGUCGUCCACUCCAUUGGCUGGAACUGUUAAUGCUUCGUUGUCGGAAUCGAGGAGUUUUGGCAAUUCAUCCACGACACCGGGAAAGUCGAGAGAUUGGAACUCGCCAUUUUCAAAUCCAAUCCAACCUCAGGCUCAAAGCAACACACCGACCCCCACAAAUGGACCGUGGAACAAUAUCCCGAGUAAGCCUCGACGCUAUGAACCCUCAGGCGAUGAGAUGAGCACAGAAUUGUGAUUUGAUCCCAGAUUGUUGAUGAACUUGAAUAAAUAUACUAAAA
Molecule: messenger RNA, 3548 nt
Organism: Tigriopus californicus
Lineage: Eukaryota; Metazoa; Arthropoda; Copepoda; Harpacticoida; Harpacticidae
Product: band 4.1-like protein 4
Exons: 15
Coding region: 620-3505 (961 amino acids)
Cellular component (GO): cytoskeleton
Source: RefSeq, a predicted model, not a curated record